Anarrhichthys ocellatus (wolf-eel) is the source of this 8148-nucleotide messenger RNA. RefSeq names its product protein FAM222B-like. NCBI's taxonomy places the organism in Eukaryota, Metazoa, Chordata, Actinopteri, Perciformes, Anarhichadidae. The transcript is spliced from 3 exons. The record is from RefSeq and is a predicted model, not a curated record. Bases 2773 to 4899 code for a protein of 708 amino acids.
UAAUCUACCAAACACUAAUUUCCAAACUUUUUGUUCAAUGUUUAGAUAUAAGUCGUUUAAUAGAAAAUAAAACCGGAUAUCUGUCAUAAUCUCUUUGCAUGCUUCAUUUAUUUAUUUUCUUGUCAGUAUUGGUUUAACAUGUUAACUGUUUCUAUCAAUUAUUUACUAUUAUUAUUUUUUUAAAUAUGUUUUGUUAUGGAGGGCAGAAUUACAUUUUUUCAUAAUGUGUUAUUUGCAGGGUUUAUAUAAAUAUGUAUUAAAGUAAGUUGCAUUCAUUUUGAUGUAAACUUCUUGUGUGGUGGAGGGAGCUCAGACUUUGUUGUGAUCCUUCUACUUUUUAAAUCAAAUCCAUUGCAGGUGCUGCAGUCAUUUAGUAAAUGAUAAUAUACUGCAAUACUGACUGCUUUUUGAUACUUAAAGUACAUUUAUGGUGCUUGUACUUCUCGACUUAAACUUGCAAUGCCAACACCCAGCGGUGGAAUUUAUUUACUCAAGUACUGUACUGUAAUUUUCAGGCACUUGUACCUUUUUUUUGUUUUUACAUUUUUGAAGCCAAUAUUGUACUCUUUAAUCCACUACAUUUGUUUGACUUAAAUUACUUUAUAAUCAGGUUAUUAAUACAAAAUAUGAAUCAACUAACACAUUGUAAUGUCUUAUUGUAGGUUAAGCUACCCAGCAACAUAUAAAGUAAUUAAAAAAGAGCCCCACUUUUAUGAAAUCAUGACCUAGUGUUUCAUACUUAUUCUGAAGUGGGCUAUUCUACAUAAUGAGCACCGUUAUUUUUGGUAUAUGGUAUUUUGAUGCUGCUUUAUGUACUUUCACUGAAGCAAGAUUUCCAAUGCAGGACUGGAACAUAUUAUUUACACAGUGGUAUUGCUAUUUUUACAUAAGUAAAAGAUCUGAGUGCUUCUUCCACCACUGCCUACUACGCCCUUGAGCUUUUUUUGUCAUGUCUUUAAUAGUAUAACAUCCCAUCUGUGGGAAUUAUUGGACAGGCGCUUAGCACUGACGCCUAAAUGCAGGAACCGGCGGUCCUCCUCGCUGUCUGCGCAUGCCCGACAGACGUUGCUCUCCGUAGCCAGACAGCAGCAGCUCGGAGAACCAACACCGGGGAUGGUCUCUUCAUUUUUUCUAAAAAUACAAUAUAAACAUUAAAUCUCCACAAAAUGAAGUUCCCCUACUCAUAGAUUCGCGAGGAGUAAGUAUAAUGCUCUUAAAUUCGGGUCGCGUCGGUGUUUCUCCGUCUAUGAAAAGCUAAAGUUUGCUAACCAGCUGGCCUGGUCACAAUAAGCACAAAGAAGCUCCUUAUUUAUUGGGACUCGAGCUAAUCUAUUCAACGAUGCAUUUUUGUGAUUUCCCACCGCAGUCAGUCCAGUCCAUGUUAGCUGGCUGAAAUAGCCCCGCUUCAUGUAUUAGGUCUGUGCUAACGUUAGCUAGCUGUGGUGAAUUACAGCAGAUUGAGGCUGGAUUGCUAGUCAGAUGGCUAACGUUAUCUCGCUACAGACUGGCUGUCUGAAAGUGGAGCUACCUCACUCAUGACGGCUGUAGUAAUGGUGUGAUCCGACACGGUCGGUGCUCUGGUUAAUUCAGGGCGUUAGCCGACGACGGUGCCAGAGAUCCACACGGUAGGUGUGAGCUGUCUCUGUAGGAAAGGUCACGUUAUUAUCCGGUCUGCAUUAAUGAAGAUCUUCUUUCUCCUUUACACGCACUGCGUCCUCCUGAGGCACACCGAGGGUAAAACAGAAGAGCCGAGUCAGGAGAGAAGCGCUGGUCUGCGUUCAGAUCAAACGGAAGAGCCAGGAGCUUUAUUGGAUUAUUAUUGAACACGUUUAAGGCCUUUGACUCGUUGGCUUUCCGUUGCUCUCAAUACUAAGAGAUAGACACAGGCCUACCGCUAAAAACAAGGACGACAAAGCAGGACAAAAGUAAACAACUGCUAUGUACAUCAAUAAAUAUGUAUUGGAGAAAAUCAACAAUAGCACAAUGACGUGCCAUCAGUAAGAGAGUGGUGCAGUGCUGGAAUAAGUAUGGACAUGAUCGUAUACAACUACCACUUAAUCUGUGAUGAAUCUAAGAUCACAAAGAUUACAAAGAUGACACCACUAUGACAAGUCUCUCAUGUAGCUGACCAGUGGAAGUGAACUAAUGGUGAAUCAUAAACCGCCUGCAAAUCUGUGAUGAAUCUGCAAAAUAAUGUGUGACUAAACCGUAAAAGAACACUCCAGAGAUCCUUCCCUGCCUUCUUCCAACGGAGGAGACGAGGAAUAACAUUGCACUGAAGCUGCAACUAAGAAUUAUUAUAAUUUUCAAUAAUUCCGACCGCUAUUUCUCUUGAUUGACUGACUACUAGUUUAGUCUAUAAAAGGUCCAGAAAUGCUGCUGUAUAAUUUAUGAUUAUAAUAAUAGAUUUGAAAAAAUAAGUAAUUUUAUGUGUAUUUAUUUGUUGCUUUUUGUUUUGCAAAGUUAAGCCUGAUGUUACUUUACACGUAUAAGAAUGAUCCCAGUCUCUUCCACACAGUGAGGCAGAGACUGUGAUAUAUAUAUAUAUAUAUACACACACACACAUACAGAGAGUGUGAUAAUGAUGAUGAAUAACGAUCAAUGUCUUGUCCAUAUAUCGUACAAUAAGUUGGUGUUUUAUUCAAGCCGUCUCUGCUCGCCUGCUGCGCACACGAGCUCCUACAGAACCAGGACGUCGGUUUAUUACAAGCGGCCAUUUGCAAAAGUAUGGUGAGGAGAAGGUGUCCCGUGCUGCAAUAGCGUCAUAGUGACAUGCUGGCUUGCCUGCCGGCAUCAGGUGACCCUACCGUCAGACUUCUCUCCCGCACGCAGAUGAACACCGGACUUCAGAAAUGGGAAACUACACAGAAGAUGAGAUCUGCCAGCUAUCCAACCCCAGCAGAGUUGGAUGCCUUUGCUAAGAAAGUUGCCAACAGCCCUCUGACCAUCCAGAUCUUCCCCAACAGCGUCAAAGUACCUCAAAGGAAGCACAUUCGCCGCACAGUCAACGGGCUCGACACGUCCUCGUCCAGCCAGCGCCACAGUCCCUACCCGUCUCAGGUCAGCUCCAGUAGGGGUCUGCUGGCCGUCCUCCGCGUGCCCGCCAAAGGCUUCGUCAAACAGUCGGACAGCAGCCGCGCCCGGCAGCUCCAGAAGGCCGCCAUGAACCCUCACAGCGGGCCGUACGCCGCUCAAAGCACUUUAAAUCUCCCUCAACCCACCCCUCACCUACAAGGCCCGACGCCGCCCGACGCCCAGAAGCAGGGCAUGGUUCACCCUCAGGCGCUGCAGCAAAGCAUGACUCAUCCAAUGACUGUACAACGGCCUCAAACCGUGCCCCACCCGCAGGCUUUACAGCAAAGGAGCAUGGCUCAUUCACAAGCUCUGCAGCGGCAGCAGAGUUUGUCCCAGGUUCAGACUCCGCAGCAGAGAUUGACUCAUCCGCAGAGCAUACAGAGGCAGCAGAGUCUGCCUCACACCCAGGCUCAGCAGCAGCAGCAGCAGCAGCAGCAGCAGCAGCAGCAGCAGCAGCAGCAGCAGCAGAGCCAGCCUCAUCCACCGGUCGUCCCGCAGCAGCAGCAUCUUUCUCAUCUGCAGACACUAAAGCAUCACGCGGCUCCUCCGCAAGCUUUACUUGCACAGCAGGGAGCGACUCAGGACCUGCGCCACAUGUCCGACGGAGCUCAGCUUCCGAGCAUACAGCACACCCAGGGGCUAGGCGGCCCACAGCCCCUCCCCCAGGCUGCGGGCGCGGGGCCUCCGACUGCGCCCAACAGCCUCCAGCAGCCCCCACCGGGGGCGUACGGGCCCCGGAAGCUCCCCGACGCAGACGCCCCACCAAAUGUAACUGUAUCUACCUCUACCAUCCCACUGUCCAUGGCGGCCAGCCUGCAUCAGAACCGGCCGAGUGACCUGAGCAGCAUCGUGCACCAAAUCAACCAGCUGUGCCAGGCACGGGCCGGUAUGGGCGCCACCUCCGUCUGCGAGGGCCAGAUUGCGAACCCCAGCCCCAUCAGCCGCAACCUUCUGAUCAACGCCAGCUCCAGGGUGUCCUGUCACCACCCAGCCCUGGGCUCCGUGCCCAGCUGCCUCAUGGUGGGACACCCAGACAAAGCCACAGCUCAGACUCCCAAUGCUGCACUCCACUCGCAGCCCAGUAUAGCUGCUACUAAUAGCAUAGCUGCCUUUCACGCAGACCCAGAGAAGGUACAACUGCAGCAGCAGCAGCAACAGCAGCUGCAGCACCAUUUACAUCAGCAGAAACAGCAGCAGCAGUUACAGCAGCAGCAACAUUUACAACAUCUGCAGCAGCAGCAGCAGCAGCGCUCCUGGGCCCAGCAUCAACUGGCCCACAUGCAGCAGCCCCCUGAGGGGGCCAAUCCCUGCAAGAACCCAAGGAUGGAGCCUCCAACCGAGUGCGCUUACCCCUCUCGAAACCUCAACUAUUCCCACAAGCUACCCAACGCCGCACAGUCCUUCGCCCUGAAGCACCCCUCAGAAAAAGCACGGCCGUCGUCCCCCGUUAACUGCCCAGUAGGUUCUAUGCCUUACAUUAAUGGCCACUACAUGCAGCCGCCGUGGGGCGGCAUCCCGGCCACAGCAGGUAACAAUGGAUCCGGCCCUCAGGACCUCCCCGGGGCUUUCCAGGGAGGGCAGGCUGCUGCCUCCGCGAACCGCAUCCCGGGGGCAAAGUACAGGCCGGGCAAAGAGGGUCCUCCUGACCCGUCCAAGUUGAUGCAGAACGUGGAUUUCUUAGGAGGGGGCUUCCAGAUGCCCAGCUUUCAGGAGCAAAACAUGGGCGUGAUGGAGAAGAUGCACAGGUCGGCCAUGGGCCAAGUUCAGGAGCCCAACAACAGCAGCGGCGGUGGCGUUCAUGCUCAUCACCCGGGCUACCAUUAAAGCGUGCGCUUAUCCCCUCUCCGGCCCCCUCCCCUUCUUGUGUUUUGAGUUUUUCUCAACAGCUACUUUCAGCUCCUGUGGUUUAUUCUUUAAGAUCUUGCAAGUGAUCAAUUACAGUUGAAUUGCUCCAGAGCUGGAUUUGUAGACCCCACCAGGUUGUGAUGUUUCAAAGUAUUCCUCAGGUCUUAAGCCAUGUCGUACCUUUGUUGCAGAUGAAGGGUUUUUGAGAUUGUUGUCCACUGUCGAGUAGAAUUCCUCUUUUUCAUCACUGGCAUGGAUGUGCUGCUCUUUGUUCGUGUAUAUAUUGUGUUCUAAACUAUUCAUUUGCAGAUGAGAAUAUGAUUGUCACAGUGCUUUUUCCUUGGUUGACAUGUAAAACCUUUUAUUUUCAGCAUUUCUGGCCUUACAACUGCCCAAAGGCAAGAUAUUAGGAUGUCCUCGUGUGAUGUUUUCUUUUUUUUGCAAUUAUUUAUCCUCUUAACAGGUUUGUGAUCCAUUUAAAUAAGGUUACAUGUAUAUGCAAUUAAUAGGACUGUUAAUGUUUCUGUCCCAGAGGCUCCUCUCGUAGUCGCGGUGGACACUUCCUCUAUCAGGAAUACAACAUGGCACCUGAACUGUGCCGUUUGUGUCCUGCUAGUUUGUUUCUUUUCUGCAUGGUUCAAUGGGUGAUCACAGUGUGCAAAAACGCCCAACCAUCACAGAACUUUAGUUCAAAAAUAAGACAACGCCAGCACUAGCAAAAUAACAGUAACACUCUCCAUGUAGUUUGUGGAGUUGCGAGUAGUUGACUCUUUGUUUGGUAAGUCUAAAGUGCCCUCUUGUGUGUGUGUGUGAUAUUUCAAUAAUCGCUUACGAAGAACUUAUUUCUGUUUUUGUCGUAUUUCUGCAGACGGCCCUACUUGAACUGUAGAAAUUCCUUUUUAAAUGUUGCGGCCUGACGUCUGGCAAGAGGAUCAUAAAGUCCAUUAGCCCCUAUUAGUCUGUAGCUGGCGUGCAACAGAAUAGCAUCCCAUUCAUAUUAAAAUGCCGUGCGCAUGUCAGUGUGUGAAAAGUAAAUUGAUUACUUGCAAGUACUUAAAAUAAUGCAAGGUGGGAAAAGCGCUUGGGUUUCCCCUCACCACCUUACUACUGUAACACGAGUGAGCUGAUGUGGACGUUACCUGUGUGGCUCCGUCUACUGAUCGCCGUCUCUCUGCUACCUAUAAAAACAAAGGAAGGACAUGUAAAGCUAGCUGCGUCUAGCAUCAAGCUCCUCUAGUCCUCUUCUUCGGGUUGAUGUUUGCUCUGCUGGCCUCAAGCCUUCUGGGAAAAAAAGCCUUAAAUGUCACAGUGGUUAUCCUCUACUUAAUACUUACCUUAACUGACUUCCUUUGCUAGGAUCCCAACUUCAGUCUGGCUUUGCUGUGAGAAAGAAUGAAGUUUUUCUUUUCUUUUCUUGGAGCUUAUUUGAACUCUGUACUGUCUGGUCAUUGGACAGAGGUUGUGUGUGUGUGUGUGUGUGUGUGUGUGCGCAAAGGAAGUGGUGAUGUUGCCUUACAUUGAAACAUUAAGGUAAUCAUGCUACUCCUACUUGAUAAAGCACCCAUCCUACUGUCUCAAAUGUUGCCUAUCAAGGAUUUUAAGAUGUUAAAAUAUGAAUAGUAUUUAGCUGAAUGAAUAGGUAUGUAGAACAGGGCUGUAGCAGUUAUUUUAAAGUGUUUGGACUGUGUGUUUUUUAGUUGUUAUACUUAAUAAAUAUCCUGAUAUAAUUUAAUUUAUUAUUAUUUUUGGACCACUGCAUCCUGAAGCCAUAGGUGUUUUCACAUUAGGUGCCAUAGGUGAAUCCCAUUGACGCAGUGGAAGCUGAAUUGUCCGUUAAUCUGACGUCUUUCCCAGCGCUGAGCUUUUCUUUGCUUUGUUCUCCGUUCUCUGAUUUGUGCUCAGAAACACACAGUACAGGUCAAAAGGGAGGAAGAGCUGCUGAUCCGCCGUCUGCAGAAAGAGAGACAGCUUAGAUGCGAGCCGUAGCUUUUCUGUGUUUUGGUCUUUAUACUUAAUGGCAGUUUUCUUUCCUGGUUCUCAUUUUUGAUGUGCCUGCCCCUUAAAGCUGCUAUAGACUUUUAAUCUGAACACACUAGUAUGAUUUGUGUGUGUGUGUGUGAAUAGUAAUGUGUAUGGGCUGUAUCAGUGAAAAUAAGUUCCUAUUCAUGGGGUGGACGCAUGGUGAAGAUUUGGUCUAUUCUUUAUUCCAAAUCUAUGUAAUAACUGACUAGGACUCAGAAUGGCAGUGAUUUUCAGGAGUUUGACCCACUGCAUUGCAGGCCCGUGUGGGUUUCUCAACCUUAAAUCAACACUAAUCGAUCCGACAGGCCUGCCCGGUUUAUUUUUGAACUGCCUCGUUACAGCCCGACAUAGUCAGGUUCUACAGUUUCAUAUGAAGUGCCUCCACUGGGCUUAGUAUGGAGAAAUGUGGGAAUGGGUGCUUGUGUGUGUAUGUUAAGCUUGGGUACUUGCACACAGGUGUGUGCGCGCCGACAACGCGCACAAAGUUAAUCUCUGACGGGGGACCAAGCUACUUAGUUAUAACUACUGAUACUGUGUCAUGGACUAGAAGUCCUGAAGUGUGCCACGACUCCUCGACGCCGUCAGGAUGUGUGAACUGUUUGCUGCUGACUCACUGACCAAAGUGACCAAGCGUCCCUUCUCUGUAACCACCCCGGCCUAAAAGCCUCGGCGAGUUUGUAUCGGGAACUGAUGUUCUGACCGUACUGAGCAGCAACCCGGUGACAUAAAGCAGAGCCGCUGCCCUCGUUUGUCACGCUUAAAGAAAAUCUUGUGAAGUAAAGAUGUGAACGGAGUGUUAAAAAUAAAUCUAGAGUGAGUGGUUCCUCUCUGCACAGUGCACCCCAAUUUUGUUUCGGCCAAGACAGAUUCAGAUGUUCUACCUGGAACUUUGCAUGUUCUGUGAUUCCUUUCACACUAUUAUCACACAGUACACGUGGACGUGUAAGAAUCUCAUCUAGCCGACUUGAUGGCAAUAUCUAUUGGGACACAGGUAUGAGACGACCCUCUAGAUUGAUUUUUACUCUGAUUAAUCCGAUUGUCUUUGAUCAAUUGAAGAUGUAUCCUGUUGUGAACGGUGGUGGAGGAGGGGGGGCUUACUUUCUCUACUUUGUGAAAAUGUGAUAUUCCAGUUUUGCCUAACCUUCAGGAAUAAAAAUGUCUUGCACAAACAUUCCCCCUAACCAAAAUAAAGUUUGCAAACACGGA